UUCAAGAUAAACAUAUUGAUAUUAAAUUUAAGUCACAAUUUGAUGUAUUUUUUUGCAAGUUGUGGUCCAAAUUUCAAAACGUUGACUCUGCAAGUUAAAAUUGGAAGAACGAGAGGGACGGAGGAAGUACUCAAGAGAUGAACUUAAUGUUCAUCAAUCACAUUAAAGUUACACAUUGAGAGUUUCUUUGGAUGUCAUCUCUAUGCAAGCUAAAAUGGACAAGACUUAAAGUUCUAAUAUCACUUUUAAGAUUUCAGAUGAUGUAAAUUUUCUAAAAUCACUAAUGUAGUUGUGUUUGAAGGAUUGUUCUUUUUCUCAUAUUGAUUGUAACCCGAAAGGCCCGCAAAGUUUGGCGUAAUUACAUUCUCUUUUCUCCUGGUAAAAUCAAUCAAUGGCCUCGUCUUCUUCUAGAAGCAAAUCGAACGUUUCAGGAUUCAGCCAUCAAUUCCAGCGAUCAGUUUCGCCGUCCGAUCGGUUCUGUUCAUCGUCGAUAUCAUCGCCGUCGUCGGCCUUCGCGGCCCGACGAUCCGGUGCUGUAAUGGAUCGCUCCGCAUCCCCGACCCGGGUCAAUCUCCGCCGAUCCGUCUCGCCGUCGCCGUCCGUCCGAUUCUACACAUCCUCCGACCGUUCGAUUGUGGUGACCCCCAGACAGCAGCGGCAGAACAGCCGCCGCACGUUCCCGCCGAAUCAGAAGAAGACGUGCAUGUGUUCUCCGACGACUCAUCCCGGAUCGUUCCGGUGCAGCCUUCACAAGGGAAUGCAAUUCGCGGGCCACCAGCAGACGCAGUACCUGUCGAGCCAGUUGAACAUGCGGCGGUCGGCGAUGAAGAAUUCUCUGGUGAGGAUCGGCACCGUGGAGGGUGAUUUGGUGAAGCGAGCCCUCGCCGCCCUAAUUCGGCCGUCGUCGCACAGCCUCCGCCGCCGUACCGACUUCCAGCCGCGGCCUAGUCGGUUGUCAAUCAUGUACAAAUCCGAUGACUCGUGAGACGGUUGAACGUUCUCCGCAAAGUACAGUUACGGCGGAGAUUUUACACCGCCGGCUCACGGGGCUCUAUAAUUUGCGCCGUCUCAGGCGAGGGAACCCAUCCCCUGUUUUCCAGACCACGGUGCCUAAGGGUACACGUGAUUUCAAAUUUAGCCUAGGGAAAAAAGUAUAUUUACAUGUUUACCCACUGCAGUUUAAUGAGACUUUGUUGAGGUGCCAUAAUUCCAUAAUGGUUUUGAUUAGAAUUAAAAAAACAAAUCGUAA
This is a messenger RNA of Cuscuta campestris, 1249 nucleotides long. The record is from the annotation of a GenBank genome assembly. NCBI's taxonomy places the organism in Eukaryota, Viridiplantae, Streptophyta, Magnoliopsida, Solanales, Convolvulaceae.